Messenger RNA from Prorocentrum cordatum, 2422 nucleotides. The record is from the annotation of a GenBank genome assembly. Lineage: Eukaryota; Dinophyceae; Prorocentrales; Prorocentraceae.
GGUGGAUAAUGGUUAAGAUGUCCUUUGGAUUCUCCCUCUGCCUCGUGCAGGUCGUUCUUCCAAAAAACGUGCAAUCUCAUGUGCCUCUCGCUUCGCGGGGUGCACGUCUGGAGCACCCAAAGACUGGGCGUUGGGUAGUUUGUCCUGCUCGUCUGCCGCGCUGUUCUGCCGCGUCGUUCUGUCCGCCCCGGGGCGCUGCCAGCGCCACACUGGGGGAUGCGCUCGCUCCCCCCGCUUCCCGUUGCAGCGCUGGGGACGAGCGCGCGAAUGUCCAUGAGGGCAACGAGCAUUCACCGCAUGUCAGCACAAGGCAACGCCAAGUUCAAAUUCCGAUGAGGGCGCCGGGGAGGAGCAGACAUCCGCAGCAGACACUUUUUCACCAUCGCCAUGACUGGCCACGAGGCUUAAGAUGGCCCUGGCCAGGCACGGCGGAGGUGGUGGUGGUGGUGUUUCGUGGCCCUUCUUGCGUGAGGCAUCUCCCACAUCCGUGCUCGAGAGGGCAGCGUAUUUAUACAAGCGCGUUGUGCAUGUUUCUGGUAACGGUUUUCAUGUAUGGUGCUUGGCCUUGGAGGUUUGCUUCCAAUAAUUGGGUAGAGCUGAUGUGCAAGACCGUACUGAUAAUCCUCUUGAUGCUCACAACCUCUUUCGUAGACGUGGAGAGCGUCCCAGCGUCGGAACGUGAGAGAAUGAAUGAAAUUUGGGCGCAUUUAAUAAUUACAGCACUAGCGAGUACUUUCGUAUUUGCUUGUGUGUUCUUAUUCAGAGACAUAUUAUCGUCACUGCAGCGUGUCCGCUUUAAGGAGGUCAGAGCAGCACGAGCGAUGUGGCAUCUUCGUGAUCUGUCACUGGCGUUGCUGAUAAUGCCAGAGAAAGACUAUGCUGGGAGGCUGGCCGGUAUUGGUGACAGCGACCUCGCCCUGCUUAUUGAGGCGGGCAAGAAUAUCAAGAAUGUGAUGUUUGGUCAGCAGGAGAGUUCGCGUUGGAUGCAGCAGCGGUUGAUUGCCGGAAAGGAUCAUGAGGUGUGGGAUCACGGCCAGAGAGUGCUCCAAAUUUUCCGGGAGUCAAGGUCGGGCCACUUGCAAGAGAGAUUGGAGCAGGGCAUUCGGUUUCGCAUGCGUAUGCUGGAAUUGGCCAGGGCAAUCUCGAAAUCAGGCUCGAACUCGCCAUCGAUUCGAAUUUCGGCGAAUUCUUCACCGAUUCUGAGCACACUGCGCAGCACCAUUGGCAGACAGCAUGACGCAAUCCGCGACAUCAUGAGGCCCACGCUCGUGCAGGCCGAAACGGGGCCCUCGCCGGGCGGCUGGACAGGCUGGCUUCUCGGGAAGGCGAGGGGCAAGAUCCGCGCACACCCAGAGCUGACACCAGACGAUUUCAGGAGGAAGAUCGCAAGGCUCCCGGAGCUGAACAUGACCGAGGACCCGACGACGAGGUCGACUUUCUCUUCGGCGUCCUGGACAGCGACAGGUCGGGCACCGUGACGUACCAGGAGCUGACCGAUCUGCUUGCCGCCCUGGCGCCCGAGAAGAUACUCUUGGCAAUGGAGCGCGAGGAGAGAGGCGGCGAUGUGCUUGCCCCUGGCGAGUUCGUGGAGGCGGUGGGCACAGAGAACAGGGAGGGCAACGAAGAGAAGCUGGAGGCGCCCUCAGAAUGUGAGCUUGGCGGCACGGCGGAGCACCUUGUGAGUCUGUAGCUCGAGCAUUCUUGAGCUGAUCUACGCUCCGGCCAUUCCUGCAUGGAGUCGUAUAUGAUGUAAGCGGCGCAGGGCUUAGCUCCUUUCCGCGAGAAGGCCUUUCGCCACAAGUGCGACCCCAUCUCAAGUGGCCGACCGUGCAAAAGCAUGUUGCCAGCCUUGCGGGUGGGUGGCUUCGCAGCUUCAUUUGAAGUUGCAAUCAAGGUGAUUUCCCAUCAUGUGGACUGAUGUUUUUAGUCGGAGAUUUUUUUUAUGCUUCUCCUUUCUCUGCGACAGAUUUGUCACCAGUCGACUGCGAAAUGCAGCUUUUGUUUCGCUGUAGCUCAAGUGUGUUUAGCCGCUUGUCUCACCUCAGCUGCUUUCACACCGAAACGUCAUUUACUUUGUCAGUUUUUUAGAGACGGCUUUUCGCAGCAAGUGCGCGACGUCCCGUGUGGCAGACCGUGCCAAAACAUGUUGCCAGCCAUGCAGGUGGGUGGAUUCGCAGUUUUAUUUGAAGCUACAGUCAAGGCGCUUUCCCACAAUGUGAUUCGAUGGCUGCGAUGCGAGGCCUUUCCUGAUGCUUCUCCCUUCUCUUCGACAAACUUAUCACCUGCCGACUGAAGAGCAGGUGCUGCUGCGCUUUUGGUGCAACUGGCUUUUGCUGCUUGUCAAGUUAUAUUUGCUUUUACCGAAUCGCAAUUGACUUGUUCACUUUCCUCGAGAAGGCUUGUCCCGACAAGUGCCUCGCCG